AUGAACAAUCCAAACCAGCAAUCCGAUGUCCGAUCAACUGACAACGAGUCCUAUUGGCUUGAAGUCUUCUCUCCUUCUCGGGAUUCGUUUCUAAAAGCAAGGUUCGACAGUCCAUAUGAUAUCACAGACGAGAUAUGUUAUCAGGACACCUCGAGCGUCGCAGCAACGACGAUCGAAAGCCAUACCAGACACGCGUGCCUGCCAGCUCCGAAAGUCCCCGGAGACGAAUGCAUAACUCGAGAUGUUUCGAUAGCUAAGCAUUCCACUAGCCAUCAUGCCCCUAUUGGUAUCGUACUACCGCCAUCCGAGUUGGUGGAUAGCUCACAAACGUUGAACGAAGCUCUUGCGUGUUUCUCGAGCAAGGCGCCGGUAGAGCAUGUCAUUACACAGCUACAACCACGCCACCGAGUUCUUCCAGUGUCUAGCGUCUUCACACAUCGAUCUCCGAAAUUCACAGCGGCCCUACCAGCACCAAGAAAUUCUGAUCGAGCGCGGUGUAUUCGCUGUAUCGUCCAGAAAAAGAAGUGCCUGGGGAAUGAUUCCCCUUGUUUCGCGUGUUUGAGAGACCAGGUCUACAAUCUAUGUUUGAGAACUCGCCUCGAAGACAUACAGAUAUUCUCGAAAUGGAUAAAUUCCGCGUAUCGAUUUGUAGGGUCCCAUUUAAAGAAAGACAUAAAACUAUACAAUUUACAGCUCUAUCAUUUUGUUAGUGGGCCGACCCUGUCCAUGACAGUUCGAACCUUUAUCCCUUCCGGGCCUGAGGAUGUUUUAAUCUGGGGAAAGACACUUACCGGAUGGGUAUCCCUCGAAACGCUUCCCUUACUCCCGGAAUUUCUUCCAGGCCGUAUUGACGAGUAUAUCGACGAUUGUUUGCCAAAAUGUCUGAAAGAAUGUAAACAUCCUCUUGUGAGGGACAUUUUGAAGAUCGAAUCCGCUGGCAGUCUUCUGUCGGAGGCAUUAAGAGUCUGGACAGCUAAUCAACUUCUUAUGAAGGGGUGGCAAUCCGAUGCUAGCGCCGAAUGUAAAGAUCCCCAAAACCCGUACUACGGGAUUCGGCCAGCACCCGCUAUCGUUUCUAAAGAGCUUGAUGCUCUUCUUGAAGAGUAUAUAGCGAGACAGGAAAAGGCAUUGCUGGCAAGGUUACAACACGCAUCAGAAAAGUGUUAUCAGCACGAUAUGGAUGAAUCCUACGCACAAUACCGCGAAAAGGUUUACCUUGCGUUUCUUAUGUUGAUGUCAAUCGUGGAGCGAGAUAUAUGGAGGCUUAUGUACUGGCCAAGGCACCCACAGGAGCACUACCAAUGGCGCCACCCCCAAAGCGCACAAGAUCUCAUCAAACAGAAUAUAGCCUACGCGAAUGGCUUGUGGGUAGUCGCCCGCCGGGCUAAUCUUGCGUCGCGAAAGCUUUCAGAGCACAAUUGUAAGCUGGUCACUCCCCGUAGGAUUCUCAGCUGA
Daldinia caldariorum is the source of this 1455-nucleotide messenger RNA. RefSeq lists its product as uncharacterized. The coding region runs from base 1 to 1455 and encodes 484 amino acids. The transcript is spliced from 4 exons. The record is from RefSeq and is a predicted model, not a curated record. NCBI's taxonomy places the organism in Eukaryota, Fungi, Ascomycota, Sordariomycetes, Xylariales, Hypoxylaceae.